CAGGCCGAGAGUGGGCGUGGCCGACGUGGGGUGGGCAGCAGCCGACCGAGUCGGACCGGCCCGUUGGGCGCGCUUCCGGGUGUCACCUCCAGAGGGCGCCGGCCGCGGAGCCGCCCUCAGAGUCGCUAGGCCGGACGCAGCGCGGCGCCGCCCCACUCGCCCCAGCCGCCGCCAUGAAAGCCGUGGUGCAGCGCGUCACCCGGGCCAGCGUCACAGUUGGAGGAGAGCAGAUUAGUGCCAUUGGAAGGGGCAUAUGUGUGUUGCUGGGUAUUUCCCUGGAGGAUACGCAGAAGGAACUGGAGCACAUGGUCCGAAAGAUUCUAAACCUGCGCGUAUUUGAGGAUGAGAGCGGGAAGCACUGGUCGAAGAGUGUGAUGGACAAACAGUACGAGAUUCUGUGUGUCAGCCAGUUUACCCUCCAGUGUGUCCUGAAGGGAAACAAGCCUGAUUUCCACCUAGCGAUGCCCACGGAGCAGGCAGAGGGCUUCUACAACAGCUUCCUGGAGCAGCUGCGUAAAAUGUACAGGCCGGAGCUUAUCAAAGAUGGCAAGUUUGGGGCCUACAUGCAGGUGCACAUUCAGAAUGAUGGGCCUGUGACCAUAGAGCUGGAAUCGCCAGCUCCCAGCACUGCUACCUCUGACCCAAAGCAGCUGUCAAAGCUCGAAAAACAGCAGCAGAGGAAAGAAAAGACCAGAGCUAAGGGACCUUCUGAAUCAAGCAAGGAAAGAAACACUCCCCGAAAAGAAGACCGCAGUGCCAGCAGCGGGGCCGAGGGCGACGUGUCCUCUGAACGGGAGCCGUAGCUCAGGAGGCAGAAUUCGGCGUGUUAUCAUUGGGCAGAACUGGAUCCUGAAAAAUUCAAGAUGCUAAGCACCUAUACUACUUUAAGAAUUUGGAACUGAAAUAUGAAGAGGAAGACAGAAAUAAGAAAUUGGGAACCUGAAUAGCUCUGCAAAAAACACCAAAGGACCGUUUUAUCAUUUUCUGUUGUUGCUGUGGUGGAGUGAUGCAGUGGGCACUGCCAGUGGGCCAGGAGGUGGGUGCGCACCUGGUAGAAGGUGUGCGCUCGUGCCUCCCCCACAGAAAGGCUUUGCUGGUUUCUACCACAUCUUGGCUUGCUUUUGGAACAGGCUGGCCCAGCAUCAUUUGUCAUCAAGUCCACUGUGGUGUAUUCUGCGUGUCCAUGGCGGGGGUUCUCCAAUACACUCACACUGUCCAUGUUCUUUUUAUUGCCAGGGCCCGUGUUGAAGUGUCAAGAGAGCAAUCAUCAGUGAUAAUGUAUUGUGUGAGACCUUUGCAUCUUGUAAAUUUUCUCUUUUUUCUAAAAAUAAAUAAUAAUAAAAUCCUAAAUCUCAACAAA
Molecule: messenger RNA, 1360 nt
Organism: Pongo pygmaeus (Bornean orangutan)
Lineage: Eukaryota; Metazoa; Chordata; Mammalia; Primates; Hominidae
Gene: DTD1
Product: D-aminoacyl-tRNA deacylase 1
Exons: 6
Coding region: 174-803 (209 amino acids)
Biological process (GO): tRNA metabolic process
Cellular component (GO): cytoplasm
Molecular function (GO): D-tyrosyl-tRNA(Tyr) deacylase activity
Source: RefSeq, a predicted model, not a curated record